Messenger RNA from Dioszegia hungarica, 1473 nucleotides. Its product is annotated as major facilitator superfamily domain-containing protein. The transcript has 9 exons. The record is from RefSeq and is a predicted model, not a curated record. NCBI's taxonomy places the organism in Eukaryota, Fungi, Basidiomycota, Tremellomycetes, Tremellales, Bulleribasidiaceae. Gene Ontology annotation, biological process: tripeptide transport; dipeptide transport; transmembrane transport. Gene Ontology annotation, molecular function: dipeptide transmembrane transporter activity; allantoate transmembrane transporter activity. Gene Ontology annotation, cellular component: plasma membrane. The coding region runs from base 1 to 1473 and encodes 490 amino acids.
AUGAACGCAGAAAACACGCUCAUGACCGAAGCUCUCGACGAAAAGGCAGACGGAGUCGUGACCGUUGAGACGACCGAAGAGGAUGCUGCACUCGACAAGCGCAUCCUGCGCAAGAUUGACGGUGUGGUCUUGACGCUGGUCACUAUCGUCGCCACCCUCGAGUUUUUGGAUAAGAAUGGCAUGGCCUAUGCGGCCGUCUUUGGUAUGCGGCAAGAUACCGGUCUCGUAGGCCAAGAGUACUCCUGGCUCGGCUCGAUCUUCUACUUUGGUUACCUCGGUGCUCUCAUUCCGUGCCUCUGGCUCGUCAACGUCGUUCACACCGGUAUGUUUGUCGGUGUCGCCACCACUUGCUGGGGCAUUGUCAUCCUCUCCAUGGCCGCCUGCAACAACUUUGCUGGUCUCGCUACAGUCCGGUUCCUCCUCGGUGUAUUCGAAGCGGGUAUCCUUCCAGCGUUCAUGAUCAUCCAGUCCAAGUGGUGGAAGAGAGAAGAGCAGGCAUUGCGAACUGCUUUGUGGUACAACACCUUUGCGGGCAUCUUUGGCGGUAUUCUGAGUUACGCAAUCGGACAUAUUCAGGGCAAUCUGGCGACAUGGCGGUACAUCUUCCUCAUCUAUGGCGCGGUGACUGUCUUUGUCGGCAUCCUCGUCACCAUAAUGCUACCAGACCGGCCUGGGACCGCUUGGUUCCUGACUGCGCGAGAAAAGGAACGGGCACAGGAGCGACUAGCCGGGAAUCAGCAGGGCGCCGACAGCAAGAAUUUCAACCCGCGCCAUUGCCUCGAGGCCAUUACUCAGCCUCAGUACUGGGUAGUCAUCCUGUUUGUCAUCGCUCAGUCGAUCACCAACGCCGGUAUUACCAACUUCAACCCGCUGAUCAUCGCCGGCUUUGGGUACGACCAGCAAACCACGACCCUUAUGGCUACCCCUCAAGCUGCCGUCGCACUUGUUGGGCAGAUCAUCUUCUCCUUUAUCGCCCUCUAUGUCCCUAACAUCCGGUGUCUGCUAUGGAUGAUCGCCUGUCUACCGGCUCUCGUCGGCGCCAUCCUCAUCAACACUCUUGAUCCGGUUACACAGCGUGCUGGUGCCCUUACCGGUGUCUAUCUUAUGGGUUUCUAUAAUGUGCCUUGGGUACUUUGCCUUUCGCUCGUCACCUCGAAUACCUCGGGUACGACCAAGAAGGCGUUCGCGUCCGUGUCUGUCGCUGUCGCGUAUGCGGUUGGGAAUGUAGUCGGGCCUCAACUAUUCUUGGCGAACCAGGCGCCGUUCUACAAGCUCGGUCUCUAUGCCAUGAUGGUCUGCUUUGCAAUUAUGUUUCUUUGCGGUGGCGCAUAUUGGGCGAUCGCGUACUCCGAGAAUAAGCGCAGGGACCGGCUGUAUGGUGUGCCUAAUCUGGAUCGACAGACGGUUGUAGAGACGGCCUUCAAUACGGGCGAUACAGACAAGGUCAACAAGGACUAUAGGUAUUCUUACUGA